This is a messenger RNA of Dioscorea cayenensis subsp. rotundata (Guinea yam), 1352 nucleotides long. Its product is annotated as probable ADP,ATP carrier protein At5g56450. Gene Ontology annotation, molecular function: ATP:ADP antiporter activity. The coding region runs from base 236 to 1240 and encodes 334 amino acids. The record is from RefSeq and is a predicted model, not a curated record. Gene Ontology annotation, cellular component: mitochondrial inner membrane. Gene Ontology annotation, biological process: mitochondrial ADP transmembrane transport; mitochondrial ATP transmembrane transport. The transcript is spliced from 2 exons. Lineage: Eukaryota; Viridiplantae; Streptophyta; Magnoliopsida; Dioscoreales; Dioscoreaceae.
AUUCCCUCAAGAUGCGUGUCCAUCAUAGCAAAUAAAACCUAAUACCUCCACCAAUCCCCCCAUAAACUGACACGUGUCAUUUACCCCUCCAAUCUAUAAAUACACAUAUAAUGAGGGACAUAUUCACAAAAAAACCCCCACAUAACUAAACAUUUUUAUACCGGUUUAGCACCAUUGGAAUAGCGUUAAUUCCAAUUCCCAAAUUGGAAUAAGAAAAACAAAGAAAGGCCAAGAAAUGGGAGGAGAUGAGGACGAGGAUGAAGGGACGAGGAGGAGGAGGAGAAGGAGAAGGAGGAAUGGGGAGGAGGGAUGGGCGGGCGAGUUCCAGAGGGAUAUGCUUGCCGGAGCGGCGAUGGGUGGUGUUGUGCACACCGUUGUUGCGCCGAUCGAACGCGCGAAGUUGCUGCUCCAGACGCAGGAGAGCAACGCUUCUGUGCUUGGUCUUGGAGGUAGACCUCGGCGUCGGAGGUUUCGUGGUAUGCUUGAUUGCAUCGCGCGUACUGUUCGGGAUGAGGGCGUGAUGUCGCUUUGGCGUGGCAAUGGGACUAGUGUUCUUCGGUAUUAUCCUUCCGUCGCGUUGAACUUUUCUCUCAAGGAUUUGUACAGGGCCAUGCUAAAGGGUGGUGAAGCAUCACAGAAUUCCCAUAUUUUUUCUGGGGCAGCUGCCAACUUCAUUGCAGGGUCUGCAGCAGGUUGCACCACACUAGUUAUCAUCUAUCCACUUGAUAUUGCCCACACCCGCCUCGCUGCUGACCUUGGCAGCACAGACUCGCGUGAAUUCAGAGGAAUCUGCCACUUUCUUCGUGCCAUCUACAAGAAAGACGGGAUUCGGGGCAUUUACCGAGGUCUUCCUGCUUCCCUCCACGGCAUGAUUGUCCACCGUGGCCUUUACUUUGGUGGUUUCGACACAGCAAAGGAGUACAUGACUACUUCUGAUCAUUCAAAGAUGGAGGAAGCACCUCUGUGGAAACGUUGGCUCGUGGCGCAGGCUGUGACUACCUCAGCAGGAUUGAUAUCGUACCCGUUAGACACUGUCCGAAGGAGGAUGAUGAUGCAGUCCGGGAUGCAAGAACUAAUGUACAAGAACACACUAGAUUGUUGGAAGAAGAUUUAUAUGAUGGAGGGUGUGGCUUCCUUUUAUCGCGGAGCAGUUUCUAAUAUGUUUAGAAGUACUGGAGCAGCUGCGAUCUUGGUUUUGUAUGAUGAAGUCAAGAAAUUUAUGAAAUGGGGUGGUUUGUGACAAGAACAGGAGGUAAUAAUCAUGCCUCAAAUUUUUUUCGACUCACAAAUGAGCACAAUCUAAAGGAAAUAGAGGUGAGAAGGCUUGCAUGCCUAGUAAAAUGACUUUUUGU